AUGGAAGAAAGGAAAAAAAGAAAAGACGAUAAGAAGAAAAAGGAAGCCGCUUUGAAGAAGGCAAUUGAACAAAAAAACAAAGUGCCAGAACCAACCAAGACCAGUCAAAGCCAGCCUCAGCCUGCCAACCCCAACAGCGGCACUUCCACAACUACCAGCAACAGUAGCAAUGCCAAGCGUGUCCCAGCCAACACUCAGCAGCAAGCCUUGUCUCGUUAUCCACCUCGUGAAGUACCGCCGCGUUUUCGACACCAGGAACAAAAGCAACUGCUGAAAAGAGGCCAGCAACUACCGUCAGCUGGGACCGCAUCACCAGUACUCAGUAAUUUGUCUGGAGGCAGUGCUGUUACUCCACAUCCAGUAACCAACGGGCAGCUGCAAAACAGCAGCAAAACUCAGACAGGCAUGCCUCCCAUUCGGGAUUUGGUCAGCCACUCCCCUAACCAGUCAGAUUUAAACCACAGUGGUUUGGGAUCGCAUUAUGAAAACUCUCACUGGGGACCCGUCUCUACCAAUGGUGACUCUUCUUCAAAUUGGGAUAAAGUUAUUGUAGACGGGUCUGACAAAGAAGCCUGGCCUUCAAUCACUGGCAGUGACCCAGAGUUGGCUUCAGAAUGUAUGGACGUUGACUCUGCUUCAAGCUCUGGGUCAGAGAAGAACCUCAAUAUCAUGGCUUCGGGGAGCACAGAUGGUGAUAGCAACAGAACAAGCAGUGGAAAUGGUUCUUCAAGUCAGUUUGUAGUUGGAAAUGUCGGCAAUAAUGUAGGAAAUGGAAGUAUUAAUGGGCCUUGGGGAGGACCUCGAGGCCCUUUGUCAAGCACAUGUCAGGUUUCAUCAGAAAACGGAGAUGGCAAACCAGAAAAUGACCAUGGUAAACUGAAUGCUUGGGGCAGCAUAGGUUCCACAUCAACUACCAACCUGGGCGGUUGGCCUGUUUUAGAAAAUGAUGGAAAUGCUGUGCAAGGACCUAUGCCAGGUAGCAAUUCUGGCAACAAUGUUCAACGUAGCACUGUAGGUCAAAUCCUAAAUAAUCAGAGUGUUAAUAUGGAACUGUCAGUUCAUGGUUCUUGGGAAGGUAUGCAGGAGAAUUCAGAUGUAGAAGUUAAUGGUACAAGGAACAUUUCAUUCAGUGGUCAACCUCAAAAUCUUAACACUGAAAUGAAUGGACCAAAUAACACUACUAACCCUUUGACCUCUAGCUUACCAAACUCUACUAGUUCGAUGCAGACAAGUGAACUGCCUAAACUUACAGGGCCUGGGGCCUGGGGUGUACCCUUAGGAAUGAGCACAGUAAACCCAUCUCAGCUUCAGGCCACUUCAAUUACAAAUGGCACUUCCGUUUCUAAACCAGGCAAUGGAGGAAUUGGCGAAGGAAUGAACAGUGGGUCUAAUGGUACUACUUGGGGUACAUCUGGCACUAACUACUCUGGAGAAAAAUGUCCAGGCUUGAGCAGUAAUUUGGGACAAACUUGUGGCGACACUGUGAAUGCAACUGUAGCACAAUCUGCUGUCAAUGGAUCUGGGAGUACUGUCUACAGAAGUAAUGGUGGAAGCAAUCGAGGGGGAGUUGCUUGGGAAUCUGGUGUGGUCAACACCCAUAAUAUGAGUUGGGGGGCAGGGAAUAAUACAGGCUCCGGGGGGACUAGAAGAGUCUGGGGAAACUUGGCACCAAACGCGAACACUGGCACUAAUAUCUCAAAUGGGGAAUGGAGCAAACUGCCUAACAAUCAGCAUUCCAAUAAUGGUCUAAAUGGAAGUUGUAACAGGAAGGGAACAAAUGGAUGGAAAAGUCUAGAUGAUGCUCUUUGUGGUCAAAAUCAGAAUUCUACGUGUCAGCCAAGUGAACAGAACAAUAUGUGGGUUAGAACUCCAUCAACGUCAGGUACAGCGGACAGUGAAGGGAGCACAGAGAGCACAGGGAGUCGACAUGAUAGAAUGAGUGUGGGAAGUGGUGAUGGCAAUAGCAGACGUGGUGAAAAAAGGAAACCUGAUCAACCUGGAAUGGUCCAAAGUAUUCUGACUAGAACUGACUUGGACCCACGUGUCCUUUCCAAUACAGGUUGGGGGCAGACUCCAAUCAAACAAAACACUGCCUGGGAUAUUGAACCUUCAGCAAAGAGUGAGAAAAAAACUGACAAUGGAACAGAAGCCUGGGGAGGUUGUGUUUCUCAAACUUCUAACUCAGGGGGGUGGGGGGAUGGGCCUGGCCCUAUCAGUAAUGAUACCUCAUCAGUAUCUGGAUGGGGCGAUCCAAAGUCUGCUACAGUCUCUUGCAACACAGGGUGGGGAGACACCAAAGGCUCGAGCAGCCAAGGGGGUUGGGAGAAUAAUUCUGCUGCUACAGGAUUGGUUAAGAGUAAUCAAACGUGGGGAGGUAAUAAAGAAGACAAGUCAGCUGCAUGGAAUGAUGCACAAAAGGUCAAGCAAGGAUGGGUUGAUGGGCAGAAAUCAAACCAAGGCUGGGGAAUUUCUGGAGUUGAUGGAUGGGGAGAAAAUUCAAGGAAUGGCCAGUGGGCGGAUUCCCAGAAGAGUAAUUCAGCCAACUGGGACAAUGAUGGUGAUAGAUCUGGGAGACCAGGCACAGGCCGAAGCACUUGGGCAAGUAGCAACAGUUCAAACCCCAAUGGUACUUCAGGCUGGGGUGAGCCUGCCAAACCGAAUAGCUCUGCAGACUGGACUAAGCAGCAGGACAGUAAUGGCUCUUGGGGAGCUGCACCACCACCUAAUAAAUCCUCUGGCUCUGGCUGGCUCAAUGGCCCAAUGCCAGCUCCGUCAAAAGAGGAAGAACCUACGGGCUGGGAGGAACCUUCUCCAGAGUCUAUUCGCCGCAAAAUGGAAAUUGACGAUGGCACCGCUGCCUGGGGUGACCCGAGCAAGUAUAACUACAAAGGUGUGAAUAUGUGGAACAAAAACACACACAGUAGUGGCAACAACUCCGAGCAGCCAGCGCAGGUUCAGCCCCCGCCAGCACUGCAGCAGACGCCGCCACAACAGUUGCCACAGCAAAUGCCACCGCCAAGUGCCAUGCAAAACAAAGAAAACAGUGGCUCUGGUUGGGGAGACCCUUGCAAUGUUCAGACAAACUCUGAAUCCUCUUGGGGAGAGCCACCAGCUCUAACUGCAACAGUGGACAAUGGAACCGCAGCCUGGGGUCAACCCAUGGAUACAGGAACCAGCUGGAGAGAGCCAGUUAAUGACAAUGCUGGUACCUCUGGAUGGGGUAACACCCCAGCUGCCCCACCACCUCCAAAUAGACCUGUGCCCAAACCUAUGCAAGAUGGCUGGGGUGAUGAGGAAGCAUCAUUGCCAGGAACUCGUCACUCUAGCUGGGAGGAAGAAGAAGGAGAGUCUGUGAUGUGGAACAGCAACAUCUCACAGGAUAACACCACCUCUUCAAACUGGACAUCAAAAAAGAUGGCUCAAAAGGGCAUGAUGAAAGGAGGAAGCAAACAAGAUGAUAUGUGGAUGAAUCAAUUAAUGAAGCAAUUCUCUAACAUUGGAUUUCCUAGGGAGUCUGCAGAAGAAACCAAGAGCAAUAAGACAGACAUACCUGUUGGUAUGUUAAGAGAUAAAAGAAUGGAAAUGGACAAGCACAGCAUGAACAUUGGUGAAUACAAUGGCAUUAUAGGCAAAGGACAUGCUUCUCGUCCUCAGAUUUCCAAAGAGUCUUCCAUGGAACGCAAUCCUUACUAUGAUAAGCUGUCUUUGUCUCUGUCCAAUCAAGAUGGCAUUAUAGCAGAAGAGCCCCAAAACAUAUCGUACAUGUCCACACCAAGCGUGAAGCUUCCCCCUUCAAACAGUGCACUACCUAAUCAGGCCUUUGGCUCAAUGGGGCUGGGCAUUCAAAACUUGAAUUCUGUUAGACAGAAUGGCAAUCCUAACAUAUUUGGCGGCAGCAAUGCAGCAGCACAAGCCAGGGGCAUGCAACAGCCUCCAGCACAACCUCUUAACUCAUCUCAGCCUAAUCUCCGCGCUCAAGUGCCUCCUCCAUUAUUAUCCCCUCAGGUUCCAGCAUCAUUACUGAAGUAUGCAACAGCUAAUGGGAGCCUAAACACUGCACUAUUAAAUUUUGGCCCCCAGCAGGUAGCCAUGCUGAACCAGCUCUCACAGUUGAACCAGCUGUCUCAACUUUCACAGAUCUCCCAGCUACAGCGACUGCUGCUUCAGCAACAGAAGGCACAGAAUCAGAGGAACGUGCCUGGACCCAUGCGUCAGUCUCAAGAACAGGCUGCUCGUGUGCUCAACAUGCAACAGAUGCUGCAACACCCCCGUCAACUGGAAACAAGCCUUCUGAAGCAGCAGCCUCCGCCGCAGCAUCAGCCCUCCAUGAAGCCCUUCCCGGAGAACCUCAUGCCCCCCACCCCUCACGAGCUGCAAACGAAAGAGCCGUCUUCGCUCAACUCAUACAGCAGCUACCCUUUAGGUGGGUUUCCACAACCCAGUCAAUCUGAUCCGGCAGUGUCACAAGCUGCUCACCUUUCCCCGAUGCCCUCUCAGUAUCCUAUACCCAAAAUGUUUCUUCCUGACAACAGUCCUAACCACAACCUCCUCAGCCCUCCACUGUGUAAUGCAAACAACCACAUACCAAGCUCACCCAUCCAUCAACAUGCAGGAAGGAAGCCUGCCACUCAAGAAAGGUCUUUGUCAAGAGGCUUGAAUCCAAACUUGAAUGUACCCCUGGAUUUCGGCAGUAUUGUUAACCUGAAAGAGCCGCAAUCCCAACAAUCCCGACUGAAGCAAUGGACUGCCUCGGAGAACCUUCCUGUUAAUUCCUCUCUAGAUCAAAACUCCAGCAAACAUGGUGCUACUUCAAGUGGUCUUAGUAUUUGUUCUGGCAAGUUGCUUGAAGAAUCUCCUUUUGGUCACUUUGACAUUUCCAUGAACUCUCUGGCCAGUCCUCCUGGAUCUAUUGGAGAUGGCUGGCCAAGUGCCAAAUCACCCAGUGAUAAGCUCUCUAGCAAUGUUAAUUGGCCGCCAGAGUUUCGUCCUGGUGAGCCUUGGAAAGGUUAUCAAAACAUUGACCCAGAAACUGACCCUUACGUCACUCCUGGCAGUGUGAUGACAAGUCUAUCAAUCUCUACUGCCCGGGAUCUUGACCUCCUCAGGGACAGGAACAAUGGGUCGUCCUCAUCUAUGAACACCACGCUGCCUUCAACUAGUGCCUGGUCCCUUGUUGGUGCCUCCAGCUACAAUAGUUCCCUUAGCAGUACAGCACAAAGCACUCCAGCCAGAAUUGGUGACCCCAAAUCCACUUGGUCUCCUGGUCCAGUUACCAACGCUUCCCUUGCUCAUGAGCUGUGGAAAGUCCCCCUGCCACCCAAAAACACUACUGCUCCAUCCCGUCCACCACCAGGGUUGACCAAUCAGAAGCCUUCGUCCUCGUGGGGAAAUAGCUCGCUGCGUGUGGGUGGAGGAUGGGGGACUUCAGAGUCCAGAUACAAUCCUGGUAAGAGGGUGUGGGGCAUAGCGUUUCUCUUCCACUGCAGUAAGUGA
Messenger RNA from Rhincodon typus (whale shark), 5493 nucleotides. RefSeq names its product trinucleotide repeat containing adaptor 6A. Gene Ontology annotation, cellular component: P-body; nucleoplasm. Lineage: Eukaryota; Metazoa; Chordata; Chondrichthyes; Orectolobiformes; Rhincodontidae. Bases 1 to 5493 code for a protein of 1830 amino acids. The transcript is spliced from 20 exons. Gene Ontology annotation, biological process: miRNA-mediated post-transcriptional gene silencing; positive regulation of nuclear-transcribed mRNA poly(A) tail shortening. The record is from RefSeq and is a predicted model, not a curated record.